UUUUAUUUCCCCUCUAGGUGUACCAGACAUAACCGACCGGUUUAAGUUAAAAGCAUUAUAUCUCAAUUUAUUCCGGUUUAAGUUAAAAGCAUAUAUCUCAAUUUAUCCCGGUUUGAUUCGGUUUAACUCAAUAUAAAAUAAAUUGUCGUCGUCUUCGUCUUCACUUCCCUCGCCCUUCAGCAGCGCCGAUUCUGCCUACACUGUAGAGCUUCACUUCUUCUCCCAUGGCGGCUUCUACUAUGAUAGUGCCAAUGGCACAUGGAAGGAAAGUUGAGAAUCUGAGAGCCUUUAUGGUGAAUCUAGCGAAUUCGAGAGGGUUGUUGCUUCCUGAGAGUAGACUCUUCGAACAGAGAUUCUUGGACCUCUGUUUAUCACCUACUCCUGAUCAUCCCACUUAUUCUGCCAUGAUUUUUACUGCUAUCACGGAGUUGAAUGAAGAAGGCGGCUCUUGCCAAGAAGCGAUAUCAGAGUUUAUCAAGUCUAAGUAUGAGAGCUUGCCGUUUGCUCACACGAGUUUGCUUACUCAUCAUCUGGCUAAGCUUGUGGAGAAAAGAGAGAUACUCUGUGACUGCAACAACUACUGUUACACUCUUCCGGGAGAGAGGAAGACUGGUUCUUCUUCUUCCACUGAUGCUGAGAGAAAGGACGUUGAGGUAAGGAAUGAUCAGUGUGCGGCGAAUGAGGUGUUGAACGUCCAAAAUGUGGAAAAGAGUGUUGAGAUUUUGGAGUGUGGGAAUCAUAAGGUUGAUUUGUUGGAAGAACGGGGUCUGACUGAAUCCAGAGCCAGCCUCAAACGUAAGGCAUGUGGUGACAUUAGCGUCGCUGAAGUAAGUGAGGCUGGAGGCAAAGCAUGUUUGAGUGUGUCGACCGUUAAAACUCGUAGUAAAGAGGGAGUUGCUAUAGAAGUAGAACCAGAAGGUGCUCUUGUAAAUGGUGGGAGUGAAGGUAGGUUUGAAGCAAACAGUGAAGGACAUGAGGUAGUUGUUCUAGAUGAACAAAAUGAUGCGCUGAUGGAAGAGUCAUGUAAAGGAGAAGAAAACCAAAGUGAAACAAACUCGAAACAAGGAAAAGCGAAAGUGCACAGAACAUCAUCUAACACGACUAAGGAAGCAUGUGUGGAAGUGAAGAGUGUAACAUAUAAAACACUUUGGGAAUGUCAAACCGAAGCAUGCAGCAAUAUAAUUGCUCUAGAGAAAAUGCUGAAGCAGUGCAGAGAGAAAGACCAGCAGAAGGAAGCUGUCACAGAGAUUGGUGAUGUUUCUCGUUUGCCUCUGUCGAUGGAAAGCUGCAAAGAACUGAGGAAGCUUGCCCAAAAGAUAGAAAGCCAGCUCUCCGAGAUCAUCGGUUCCAUUGAUGAAGCCGUGUUUCCAUGUUAUGAAUCUCGAGGAUGUGAAAGGGAAGGUACAAGCAAAGAAGUCUUUCAGGAGACUCCCAUGAAGACCUCCAAACAGCAUGAACAUAAGGAAAGAGAGAUUGGUUCGCAUAAGAAACCAGGGGCGAAGAAGGGGAGAGUCAAAAGACUUCAAGACAUAGGAAAAGUAGUGCUGAGGAAAUCGCCUCGAAUUCAAAAGCUAAUAUAAAAGAUGCUGAACCUGAAAAUUUGUUUUGGAGAGCAAGAGCUGUGUUAUAAAGGUUAGGUUACUAUCUC
Raphanus sativus (radish) is the source of this 1648-nucleotide messenger RNA. RefSeq lists its product as uncharacterized. Gene Ontology annotation, biological process: nucleosome assembly; chromosome condensation; negative regulation of DNA recombination. Gene Ontology annotation, molecular function: nucleosomal DNA binding; double-stranded DNA binding. The record is from RefSeq and is a predicted model, not a curated record. Gene Ontology annotation, cellular component: nucleosome; nucleus; nucleolus. The transcript is spliced from 5 exons. The coding region runs from base 225 to 1580 and encodes 451 amino acids. Lineage: Eukaryota; Viridiplantae; Streptophyta; Magnoliopsida; Brassicales; Brassicaceae.